CGUGCGCAGCACGCCCAAUCGUGCGACGCGCGCAGGCGCAAUGCAUGCCAACAGCGCAUGGCAGCGCCCAGUCAGUCUGCGUGCACCCGACGCCCGUAGUGCCCAACGAGUGCAGGCAGCGCCCGACAACACCAAGCCCAACUCGCAGCACGCGUGUACGCCCGUCACCCAACCGUGCCCAAACGCACGCUGGGGAGUCCCAGCGCGUGCCAGCACGCCCCAACGACGAACCAGCGCGCAUAGUCGGCCUCGGUCCGUACCCAGCAGCACGCCCGAGUGCCCAGUGCCAUCAGGACCGCCAAGCAGCGCCCGUGUGCCACCAGCUGCGACAGUGCACGCAAGCA
Striga hermonthica is the source of this 344-nucleotide messenger RNA. The record is from the annotation of a GenBank genome assembly. Lineage: Eukaryota; Viridiplantae; Streptophyta; Magnoliopsida; Lamiales; Orobanchaceae.